This is a messenger RNA of Phlebotomus argentipes, 422 nucleotides long. Its product is annotated as immediate early response 3-interacting protein 1. The transcript has 3 exons. Gene Ontology annotation, cellular component: COPII-coated ER to Golgi transport vesicle; Golgi membrane; endoplasmic reticulum membrane. The record is from RefSeq and is a predicted model, not a curated record. Gene Ontology annotation, biological process: endoplasmic reticulum to Golgi vesicle-mediated transport. Bases 110 to 355 code for a protein of 81 amino acids. Lineage: Eukaryota; Metazoa; Arthropoda; Insecta; Diptera; Psychodidae.
GUGUUCGGCUGAAGCCUAUUCGCAUUCGGCCUUUCGACGAGUUGCUGACAUCAUCGUUCGACGGGUUGACGAAUCAAAACACAAAUAGACGGUUUUCCGUGAUUUCGCGAUGUUCACUCUCUGGAACUUAAUUGAAGCUUCCCUGCUGUGUCUCAACGCCGUGUGCAUCCUGCACGAAGAGAGAUUCUUGGCGAAAAUCGGAUGGGGCGCUAAUGCGAACGUUCAGGGCUUCGGCGAACCUCCCACGGUGAAGACACAAGUUCUGAACCUCAUCCGAUCCAUCCGGACGGUUGUCAAGUAUCCCCUCAUAUUUCUCAAUAUAAUAGCAAUUGUAUUCAAAUUACUGCUUGGAUGAUUAAAUGGGAAUGCAAAGAAUGUAUUUAAUAUGCUAAAUUUCUAAAUAAAUCAUCUUUUGGCUAUUU